This is a messenger RNA of Python bivittatus (Burmese python), 1545 nucleotides long. It is a transcript of the gene SHISA7, whose product is annotated as shisa family member 7. Gene Ontology annotation, biological process: regulation of short-term neuronal synaptic plasticity; regulation of AMPA receptor activity. NCBI's taxonomy places the organism in Eukaryota, Metazoa, Chordata, Lepidosauria, Squamata, Pythonidae. Gene Ontology annotation, cellular component: postsynaptic membrane; AMPA glutamate receptor complex; dendritic spine membrane. The record is from RefSeq and is a predicted model, not a curated record.
AUGCAUCAGUUGCUGAUGGUCAUGCUCUACGCAUCCCUCGAAGCCUUGGCUGGGCACACGGCCUUAGCUGUAGUUCAGGCACCGCGUUAUACAAACCAGAGUUGGGGACUGCCCAACCUCUUGGCCCAUCUGAAGCGCUUGACGUCACCAAACUCUAACACAACCACUAGCACAAGCAGCAGAGCCCGGCCCUCUGAAACAUGCCAAGGCUACUACGACGUCAUGGGGCAAUACGAUGCUGCCUUCAACUGUACCACUGGGGGUUACCGGUUCUGCUGCGGCCCCUGCCAGUACCGGUUCUGCUGUGAUGAUCGAUCCAGGAGGCUGGAGCAAGGGAAGUGCCGUGACAGCCCACAGUGGUUUGCUACCACCAUUGCUGGCACAGCCACUAAUGGGCCCGAUGUACCCAAUGGGAGCAAGCAGCCAAGCAACAGCACCGUGUACGUCAUCUGUGGCGUCAUCAGCUUCACCUUAGCUGUGGGAGUCGGGAUCAAAUUCUUUUUCAGCAAAGCCUCCAGGAGACCCCACGGGAGAGAACUCAAUGUGCCCAGAGCUUUGGUUGACAUUCUCAGGCAUCAAGCAGGCACCACCUCAUGCUCUGAGCGCAACAACAGCCUUGUGAUGAACUCUAACUUCCAAGACAAUGGUUCAGCUCGUCCUCCGAAGAAUCUGUACAACGCAGUGAAACCUCCCAAAAGUAGUCACGAUAACAUGCAUCACAAUUACAUCCAUUUGAACGUCAACAGCCCCAAGCACCACACAGCCACUCUGGACUGGCACAUGAAUGAUACCCCAAGCCAUUCCUCAACAAAGUACAAUACACUCAGCUGCGCUCGUUCAUUUCACAACCUCUCCCAUCUGCCUCCAUCCUACGAGUCAGCCAUCAAGUCAGAACUCAACCGUUACUCCUCGCUCAAACGCUUGGCAGCUGAGAAGGACUUGGAUGAAUUCUAUGCCAAGCGGAGGCACCUUGCUGAGCUGACCCGAGGGACGCUGCCCUUACACGCCAUGAAGAUGAACUAUGAUAGGGAUGGCUACUCUGAGAAAUCACACAAUCCACGGCGUGUCAUGUCACAAGAACACAUCCUUUCAGACGGUGGAAGUGGAGGGGGAAGCUACCGCCCAUCCCAUUACGACUACACCAUUCCACGAGAGCGUGUCAUAUCUCACGAGCACCUCCUCUCCCGGGAAAACUUGCAUUCUCAGGAGCACUUGCUUUCUCCAGAGCGUCUCCAUCAACACACGGGUCCCUUCCAGGAGAUGCACCUGGGCCAUCAGAAGGCUCUUUCUCAGACCAAUGUCUGUGCCAGCAGCACCCCCAUGCUUGACCACCAUCACAUGAUGAUGAAAAACUCUCACCCCACCUCCAACAAUUCCCCCAAGGCAACUGCUCCUUGGGAGGCCAGUAGUAACCAGGCUGCCGCCACCCGGCGCCAAGGCUUUGCAUCCAAGAGGCAAAGCACCAUUGAUCAAGUUCAGUUCAUCCCGGGGCAUCACCCAACCCAACACCUUCCUACUGGCAGCAAGAAUGAGGUCACGGUGUGA